UUGGGCUAUAAAGAAAUGGGGAGAGAGAAAGUAAAAUUCUUCAUUGAUCUGCAUUUGUUGAUGAUGAACCCUUUAACAUUUUCUUGUCUUCAGAUAGUGGCUAAUCAACACGAUGGUCAAAAUGAGAUGCGCAUUCGUUAAAAAACCAUGCCUCAGAUAUGUAAAAUAUGGCAUUUAUAUUCUUAUCAUUUAUGUCUUGUGGAUUCAAAUUAUUUCAAAUUAUUUUCAAUAUAAACUAAAUUCGACAAAUAGCAAAGAAAACGGCAUGCUCAAUGAGCGCAUAUUGCCAAAAAAAAAUUAUAAACCAGAAACCCAGUUAAAGAAUAAGAUUAGGCGGAGCCAAGGCACAGAGUCAGAUAAUCGAUCUAGGCACACACUAGAAAUGAUCCCAGAAACUAAUGAUCCAGUGAGGCAUAAUUCAGAAAUAAUCCCAGAAACUAGUGAUCUCAUGAAGCAUAAUCCAGAAACUGGUAAUGGUAAUACCGUGAGGCAUAAUCCAGAAACAAUCCCAGAAACUAGUGAUACCGUGAGACAUAACCCAGAAAAAAUCCAAGAAACGGGUGAUCUAGGGAGACAUAAUCUAGAAACAAUUCAAGAAACUAGUGAUCUAGCACGGCAUAAACCAACGAUAAUAUCAGAUAUCAAUGAUUCUUUGGGGAAUAAACAAGAAAUCGUGUCAAAUAUCAGUGAUUCAAUCAGUAAUAACCCAGACAUCGUUUCAAAUAUCAGUGAUCGGAUUCGGCAUAAACCAAAAAUAAUACCAGACAAUCCAAUGAGACUUAAUCCAAUAUUCAGAGGACAUUAUAUAUUGAAUGAUGUCAAUAUAUGUGCUAGUCCGAAAUCUGCAAACGUCAUUGUUGUUGUCCAUACAGCUCCUGGUCAUUUUAACCGAAGACUUGACAUUCGCGAAACAUAUGGUGCGCGUAAAUUGUUCUUGCCUACCGAAGUUCGUGUCAUAUUUCUUCUAGGCCGCGUAGAAAACCAAACUUUGCAAGAUAGAAUUUUCAAUGAACAUUCUAAAUAUGGCGACACAAUACAGGGCGAUUUUAAAGAUGCGUACCGUAAUCUGACGCAUAAAGCAGUGAUGGGUUUACAUUGGGUUUCUCAUUUUUGUUCAGAUGUCAAAUACGUCAUUAAGACGGACGAUGACGCUGUGUUUGAUAUGUGGAGGUUUUUAAAAGAAGUGUAUGCUAAAAAUCUUUAUGUAUCUAAAACAAUAUAUGGUAUAGCGCGUUAUAACGAUCCUAUUCCACGAUCGGGAAAAUGGAAAGUGUCACCCAGAAGGUUAACCGGAUUUACAAAUUAUCAAUUUCAAUUUUGUAUUGGCUUUGUUCUCAUAAUUAGUGCUGACGUCAUUCCUGACUUAUAUCGUGCUUCUUUCAAAGUUCCAUUCUUUUGGCUGGAUGACGUGUAUUUGACAGGAAUGUUGCGAUCUGCCGUUGGUGCAAUUGAAAUUAUAAACCAUAGUGGAAAUUUGGCAUUAACUCCUAGGGAAGACGGCCUUAGAUGUUUACAAGCAUUUCCUGAACAGUGUCCUUAUUUAGCCGUUGGUUCCAUAAAUUCAAACAUAUAUAGGGUGUUGUGGGAUUUGUUUAAAAAGAGAAAUGAGAAAUAAUAAAUGUUUUAAAAGGUAAUGCUGUGUUUGUAAUGAUGUGUAUAAUAAUCCAGUGCAGGAUAUGUGACUAACAAUUUAUUUAUUCAGAAUAAUAGUUUAUGAACAUAGAGGUUCUGACCACAGGCGUCUGUAAAGUUGGAAAUCUUUAAAAAAAAAAUAACAGAGUCAAAUAACUCGGCUCUAUUAGUACACGAACGGAUCGCCCAAGUCAACUAAUUAGACCGGGAGCCCAGGGGGUCAACCUAGCUGAAAAGUGUACCAAUUUUCUCCUAUAUGGUAUCAAUGUGUGUAUAUCUGGUAUCAUCAGAAUGUAAGUCUGCCGGGUUUCUGGUGGUGGGUGUGGUAUUCCACGCCCUAAAUGCCAUGACCCCCAACUAGGCUAGAUUAGCUCAAAAGUGUACCACACGAAAAUCUUACUGCAGUGUACCGUACAUCUUCAGGUAUUACAAAAACACUCUGACAGACAUUUCUAGUGGCGGGGUACCCCUGACAGAGCUAUGUAAUUGCCAGACAUUUCUAGUGAUGGAGUAUCCCUGACAAGAGUUAUCUAAUUUCCAGACCAAACUAAGGCUAGAUUAGCUCAAAUCUGUACCAAAUAAAACAGCUUUGGAGUUGUUCAGUACCACCACAGGAGUCAUGAAUGACCACUGCCAGACAGUUUGUGCGGUGGGUUACCCCUAACAGACACGCCCAAAAUAACACGACCCCCAACUAGGAUAGAUUAGUCGGCACGUGCUUUCUUGUGUUAUUAUUGUCAUAAAGUACCAAGUGGAAACAAUAAUUAACCCCAAUUUUAGCUGUCUAGCCAAGACAGACCCCAAACACACGAAGGCAACUAGGUUAAGCUCUGUGAAUAGCAAUAUGGUAUAGUAAGAUACCAAGUUUAUCCUUAUGACAAUAAGUAGGCCAGGUAAUGCCCCCAAUAGACUUGAUAACCAAUAUUACAUUUGCCUGAAAUAUAAAGAAGUUGUAUCAGUAUUGUGCUUGAAAACGGCAAUAGCAUAGUUGUUAGAACGCAGCCCCAAUUAAAUA
This is a messenger RNA of Patella vulgata (common limpet), 2647 nucleotides long. RefSeq lists its product as uncharacterized. Bases 113 to 1615 code for a protein of 500 amino acids. Gene Ontology annotation, molecular function: hexosyltransferase activity. Gene Ontology annotation, cellular component: membrane. NCBI's taxonomy places the organism in Eukaryota, Metazoa, Mollusca, Gastropoda, Patellidae. The record is from RefSeq and is a predicted model, not a curated record. The transcript has a single exon.